Molecule: messenger RNA, 1933 nt
Organism: Gadus morhua (Atlantic cod)
Lineage: Eukaryota; Metazoa; Chordata; Actinopteri; Gadiformes; Gadidae
Gene: sparc
Product: secreted protein, acidic, cysteine-rich (osteonectin)
Exons: 10
Coding region: 142-1071 (309 amino acids)
Biological process (GO): anatomical structure development
Molecular function (GO): protein binding; calcium ion binding; extracellular matrix binding
Source: RefSeq, a predicted model, not a curated record
GGCGCAGGGGGGGUGGGCCUGGGGUGGGCCGUCCCACUGAGGAUGUCUCGUGUGUAAACUUGUCUCUCAGUUAGAACUCCCCUGGCCUGACAACAUCUCACUUCUCUCUUGAUUGCUGGUGUGAAGCUGAAGACUCUGAGGAUGAGGGUUUGGAUCGUCGUCGCCCUGUGCCUGGCUGGCCACGCCAUGGCUGCUCCCACAGAGGAGGAGCUCAUCGUGGAGGAGGAGCCCAUGGUAGAAGAGGAGCUGGUCGUUGAGGAGGCUGUUCCCGAGGAGGAGACCACGGUGGGCAUCAACCCUGUGCAGAUUGAGACCGGAGAGUUUGACGAGGCCAUCCAGAUCGAGGAGGACUUCCCAGCUGAGAACCCCUGCUUGAACCACCACUGCAAGAAGGGCAAGGUGUGCGAGAUUGACGAGGAAAACAACAGCCCGAUGUGCGUCUGCCAGGACCCGUCCAGCUGCCCCGCUGCCGCCGGAGAGUUCGAGCACGUUUGCGGAACCGACAACAAGACAUACGACUCAUCCUGCCACUUCUUCGCCACCAAGUGCGCCCUGGAGGGAACCAAGAAGGGACACAAGCUUCACCUUGACUACCUUGGAGCCUGCAAAUUCCUGGAGACCUGUGUGGACGCUGAGCUGAGUGAGUUCCCCCUCCGAAUGAGGGACUGGCUGAAGAACGUUCUGGUCACUCUGUUUGAGCGCGACGAGGACAACAACCUGCUCACCGAGAAGCAGAAAGUCAGAGUGCAGAAGAUCUACGAGAAUGUCAAGCGUCUGCAGUCCGGAGAGCACUCCCUGGACCUCCUGGCCCAUGACUUUGAGAAGAACUACAACAUGUACAUCUUCCCCGUGCACUGGCAGUUCGGAGAGCUGGACCAGCAUCCCGCCGAUGGGUUCCUGACCCACACAGAGCUGGCCCCCCUGCGCGCUCCUCUGAUCCCCAUGGAGCACUGCACCACUCGCUUCUUCGACGAGUGUGACGCUGACAGCGACAAGUACAUCGCCCUGGAGGAGUGGGCCGCAUGCUUCGGCAUCAAGGAAGAGGACAUCGAUAAGGACAUGGUUCUGUAAGACAGUCUUGGCGAUUCCUGGUUCCCUAGUAAAUUAAAAAACCCAGUAAUGGUGCUAACUGCAGGUUAUUUUUUUUUUCUAUAACAACCUCUCCUACCUAUACCACUAAAGCAUUUGUUAGAAUAACUAAAGAAGUGCACAAUCUGUACACACCCAAGGUGUUUACAAGCAGCUUCCAUUCAUUGGUUAAAAUCAAACUCUCCAAAAAGACAAUUCAAAUGACUUUAAGAUUAAUAACAUCAGACGUAAAUGUGUUCUGUUCUGUUUGUCAGCUCUGUACCAUAUCUAAUGUGUUGGUUUUUUGGUAAUUCUUUCGGGCAAUUAUCUGAAAUAGAAACAAAACAUCCUGCAAAGAGACCAAGUUGUAAAAUUAAAAAAUAAAGUUUUAAAUAAAUAAUUCCCUCAGCUUGCUUCCUGACCUCGGACUAGUUUGGUCCUCUUCUGGUGGUGCUGUUUUUUUUCGUUUGUGCGUGUCCUUGUUUCUUUGUGCAUCUCUUUUUUGACUCGACUACUGUUUCCCCUCAUAAAGUCAAGAACCAACCUUUUUUAUUAUUUUUUAAUAUUUGGAAAAUUAAAGAAAAGAUGUAUUCUGUGACAUCAUUGAAGGUGGUAAAGAAAUUCAGGGGUAAAUUUUGCAUAGAGUCAAACACGGGUUUUUGAGUUGAUGCUUUGCCCAAAGGCCCGCUUGGACUUUAUGACACUCCAGAUAUACCGGCAUUGAUAUUGUUUCAACAUGUUAUAAUUAGUAGACGAUCUCGCAGGCUGAGAGAUUUACUUGCUCUUGAAAUGUUUCUGCUGAUAUCUGCCGUGCAUCGUUGAGGCACGACAGAACUAUUUCUAUGAAUAAAGUACUCCAAAAACA